This is a messenger RNA of Dreissena polymorpha, 1486 nucleotides long. Its product is annotated as dnaJ homolog subfamily C member 28-like. Lineage: Eukaryota; Metazoa; Mollusca; Bivalvia; Myida; Dreissenidae. The record is from RefSeq and is a predicted model, not a curated record. The transcript is spliced from 7 exons. Bases 92 to 1351 code for a protein of 419 amino acids.
GGAAGCCACUCGAGAAGAUUGUGCUGGUUCUCUGUCAUCGUUCUGUGUGAUCUGUCACAAAACAUUUGUUUACCAGAUAGACAAUCUAUUGAUGGCAGAGCAAACACAGUUCAUUAAAAUGACGCUGGUUGUUUUCCGUUUCGUUGCUGCCACUCAACAUUCGGGACGCUUGCUAGUGAGACCAACACUACGCCACAAGAAUUGUCUGCAGCUUGAGAGAAAUACAUCAGCCUAUAGACACUUCUCCCUGUCAUACAGCCGUAACAUUGCUUACCAGAUCAAAGACAACCUACGGGACUGCUAUAACCUGCUCAAUGUAGAUGAAGAGUGUACUUUAGAUGAACUAAAGGAAGCAUAUUUCAAACUAGCCAAGGUUUAUCAUCCUGACAGUGGGUGCAGCACUGCAGAUGCAAAAAAGUUCAAUCAAAUCAAGGAAGCAUGCAAAGCCAUAAAGGCCAAGAUUGAGGCGGGUAGCGAGACAUCAGCAUUUGUGCCAGAGGAUAAUCAUGGUGAUGAUGACGAGGAUGAUUUCCUCUUCAAAGGACGACAGGCUCAGCAUAGGCCCUUCUUGGAGAAUGAGGGCUACGGGCUGGGUACCAGGGCUGAGAGACAGAAGCAGUAUGAGCAGAUGAAGGUGUCCAGGGCCCAGCAGUCCGUGUUCAAGUACAGGGUGAGGAAGAAGAUGACAGAGGCGGAGGUGGAGGCCGAGAACUCACUGGUAGAGAGGGACAAGAAAUACACACGCAAGCAGAAAAUCAGUAACUCCAUGGAACGUCUUGUAGAAGACAUGAUACAGGAGGCCAUGUCCAAAGGUGACUUUCAGAACCUUGCAGGCGUGGGGAAACCCCUGGACUUCAGCAAGGACAAUCCACACAUGGACAAGAUCACACAGAAAAUGAACCAGAUGCUCAUAGACAACGACUUCCAACCAGACUGGAUCAUGCUGCAGAAAGAAAUCAGGGAAGAUCUUCAGAAGUGCAGAGAGCGGCUGGCAGUGGAAAAACGCUUGCUCGGGGAACCACCAUAUUCCACGACACAGGAAACCAGCUGGGAGAACCACAAGGAAUCCUUUCAGAUCAACUUGACAGACAUAAACGCUAAAAUCUUCAAGUUCAAUCUCAUGGUGCCCAUGCUUCAUCGGCAAAUCAUGCCGUAUGUCUUUGACCGGGAAUUGAAACGUGUAUGUGAUAAUUGUGACGAGUACUUGCCAAAAAACUUUGAGGAGAUUAAAGAGUACAGGGAAAAGAUCAAAAGUGCUCCUCCAGUGACUCAGAAUUCUGGACUGGAACAUCCUACCUUGAGUGAUGCAUGGAAUGCUCUUAAAUAUGUGUUUGGUAGACCAAAGUCUUGACACACAUUAACAUGUACAAUGGGGCUAUAGAUGCAUGAAACUAUAUCUUCACUCAUUUCAAUAUUGAUUAUGUUAUUAAUGUAAAUUACACAUAGCAAAUAUGUUUUUUUCUAUUAAAGAGAUAAUUUUAAGGUA